UCUAUCCCUCUCUCUCUCUCUAUUAACUCCUGCAGCAGCAUAAAGUUCAAAUCGCUUUCUCAAUUUUCGGUUACCAUUUUUCGCUUUCUCUACAACCUCCGAAGAUAUAGGGAGCGAGCGAGCGACGCGAAAUCAAAACUGAUGGGAGCGUAUUGCAACGACGACCUAAACAUGCCGGUUUACUCCGCCGGCGCUCCGACGAACGAGCUCCGAUUCAGCAAGCAUGUCUACGACAACGUUCAUGGCAACAUCUACCUCGAUCCUCUUUGCUUGAAAUUCAUUGACACGGAGCAGUUUCAGAGGCUUCGUGAACUAAAGCAGCUUGGAGUGACAAACAUGGUAUAUCCGGGAGCUGUGCAUUCUAGGUUUGAGCAUUCUCUAGGUGUGUAUUGGCUUGCAGGCGAAACUGCACAGAAGCUAAAAAAUUUCCAGGGAAUGGAGCUCGAUAUUGACAAACAUGAUCUUCAGACUGUGAGACUUGCGGGACUUCUCCAUGAUAUUGGCCAUGGGCCUUUCAGCCAUAUGUUUGAACGUGAGUUCCUGCCAAAGGUCAUGAGUGGUUGUGAGUGGUCUCAUGAGUCGAUGUCUGUAAAGAUGAUUGACCAUAUUGUGGACACGCAUAACAUUGAUAUUGAUGCUCAAAUGUUGAAAAGAGUGAAGGAUAUGAUCCUAGCAAGUACUGAAUUUUCACAGCUGAAAAGCAACGCAGAGAAACGUUUCUUGUAUGACAUUGUUGCUAAUGGUCGAAAUGGGAUUGAUGUGGACAAGUUUGACUACCUUGUCCGUGAUUCUCGAGCUUGUGGACUGGGAUGCAACUUUCAGUUCCAAAGACUGACAGAGACGAUGAGAGUCAUGGACAACGAAAUCUGCUAUCGCGCUAAGGAGUACCGUAAUGUUCACAAGUUAUUUGCAACACGUGCUGAUCUCUAUCGAACUGUCUACACACAUCCGAAAGUAAAGGCAAUAGAGCUUAUGAUAGUAGAUGCUAUGGUCAAAGCCAACGAUUACUUGGGGAUUUCUACUAACAUUGACGACCCAGCUGAAUACUGGAAGUUGGACGAUACAAUCCUGAAAACCAUUGAAAUAGCUCCAGAUCAAGAACUUGCAGAAGCUAAAGACCUGAUACUCCGCGUUCGCAGAAGGCAGCUGUACCAAUUCUGUAACGAGUAUGCGGUUCCAAAGGAAAAAAUCGAACAUUUCAAAGCCGUCACUGCUCAAGAUAUCGUCUGUUCUCAGAAGCAUACAAGCUUAACACUCAAAGAGGAGGAUAUCGCUGUUACCAAUGUCAAGAUUGAUUUAGCUCGUGGGAGAGAAAACCCUCUUGAGUGCAUCAAGUUCUUCAAGGUACACUAUCGUCUCUCUGUCUUGUACAGCAUAAUCUCAACACUCUAUUUGUUUGACGGGUUUCUUGUACAGGAUUACGAGAGUGAAGAGAAGUUUGUGAUACCUGAGGAAAGAGUUAGUCACUUGUUACCAACAACAUUUCAAGACAUGAUAGUGAGAGUAUAUGCCAAGAAACCAGAACUGGUGGAAGCAGUUUCUGAAGCAUUUGAGAACUUCCAAGUGAGAACGUAUGGAAUCAAAGCUCAAGUUCACGAAACACCUGAGAAAAAGAAACGCCGUGUCAUGUAAUUAGUUACGUGGCCGUAACUCAUUUCAUUCUUCUUUUCUUACGGUGUUGAAGCUUUAACUACGGAUGUGUGCGUAUAUACUAAGCACACGUAUAGGAUUUACAAUUACCUUAAAGUCUUGGAUCUUACCAUUUUCUUUCUUUAUACGUAAGAAGAAAACAUUCUUUACGAA
This is a messenger RNA of Brassica napus (rape), 1803 nucleotides long. RefSeq names its product deoxynucleoside triphosphate triphosphohydrolase SAMHD1 homolog. Gene Ontology annotation, biological process: dGTP catabolic process. Gene Ontology annotation, cellular component: nucleus. The transcript is spliced from 18 exons. NCBI's taxonomy places the organism in Eukaryota, Viridiplantae, Streptophyta, Magnoliopsida, Brassicales, Brassicaceae. Gene Ontology annotation, molecular function: dGTPase activity. The record is from RefSeq and is a predicted model, not a curated record. The coding region runs from base 142 to 1632 and encodes 496 amino acids.